This is a messenger RNA of Wallemia mellicola CBS 633.66, 2541 nucleotides long. Its product is annotated as histidine biosynthesis trifunctional-protein. The transcript has 3 exons. Gene Ontology annotation, biological process: L-histidine biosynthetic process. The coding region runs from base 1 to 2541 and encodes 846 amino acids. Gene Ontology annotation, molecular function: phosphoribosyl-AMP cyclohydrolase activity; phosphoribosyl-ATP diphosphatase activity; metal ion binding. Lineage: Eukaryota; Fungi; Basidiomycota; Wallemiomycetes; Wallemiales; Wallemiaceae. Gene Ontology annotation, cellular component: cytoplasm. The record is from RefSeq and is a predicted model, not a curated record.
AUGGCGACGCCAACAUUCAUUCCAUUACUGGAUAAAGCAUCAGGCGAUGAUUUACUAUCAAGUGCCACUAGAAUCACUCCAGUACUCAUCCCAUCAGAACAGUCUGACAGAAUUACAUCCAUACCAAAAUCCUCAAAGUACUAUGUUUUAGUUAGAGAUGAUGAAGGUUUAGAUAAAGCUAUCAGCUACCUUGACAACGGUGCAUCAGCGAUCUUCGCAUCUCUCAAUUUGGCCGACAGCUGCAUCUCUGCAGGUGUACCAUCAGAGAAGCUCUAUGCCGUUGCAAACAACACAGAUAUUCCUGAGGAUAUUCUUAAAAAUGUUAAGGGUGCACUCAUAAAUAUUUCCAACACUGCCUCUACCACUCAGUUACCAAAGCCAAAAGUCACAUUCUACUUGGACGAAUCUAAGGCUCUCCCAUCUGAAAAGACAGUCGCUGAGUUACACAGCAGCAGAUCAGCAAUAGUCAUUCCACUCUCACAACUUACAAAUGAAUCAACCUCUUCAUCAAAGUUGAACAUUACAGAUGCAUUCUUGGCACCAAUCACAACCGACAGACCAGAUGGAUUAUUCGCAACUAUUGUUUCAUCUUACCUCCACGGUGGAAAGUCAUUAGGAUUGUGUUACUCAUCAAAGCAGUCAAUUGAGGAGUCCGUCAGAACAGGUAGAGGUGUAUACCAAUCACGUAAACACGGCUUAUGGCGUAAGGGUGAAACAAGCGGUGCAGUACAGGAUGUUGUCAAAAUCGAGUUAGAUUGCGACUCCGACUGUCUCAAUUUCGAAGUUGUCCAACAUGGUACUGGAUUCUGUCACUUGGACACACCAACCUGUUUUGGUCAAUUGAGCGGCUUAGCUGCAUUAGAAGAAACACUCGUUUCACGUCACCAAUCAGCACCUGAAGGUAGCUACACAAAGAGAUUAUUCAACGAUGAAACACUCCUCAGAUCAAAAAUUAUGGAGGAAGCUGAUGAGUUAUGCGCCGCACAAUCCAAAGAAGAUGUUGCAUUUGAAGCAGCUGAUUUGAUCUACUUUGCAUUAACAAGAUGUGUAAGCAAGGGUGUCAAAUUAGCAGAUAUUGGCCAUGCAUUAGAUAAGAAAGCUGCAAAGGUGUCAAGACGCCCAGGUAAUGCCAAGCCAAAAUACUUACAAGAAGCUCAAGCUAAGAAUUCACCUGCACCUGCACCAUCCACCACUCAACAACCACAACCUGUACAGUCUGGUAGUGAAAUGAUUAAAAUGCGUAGCACAAAACUCGAUACUGUCAGCCCUGAAGAGCGCUUACAAUUGUUGCGCAGACCUGUUCUCAACUCUGGUGCAAUGAUCGAGCGUGUCAGACCUAUCGUUGAAGGUGUCAGAGGGAAGGGUGAUAAAGGUUUAUUAGACUUCAUCUCUAAAUUAGACAAAGCAGAACUAAAGAUUCCAAUUGCACGUGCACCAUUCGAUGAACCAACAAUUCAACAAGAUGUUAAAGAAGCUAUUGACAUCGCUUAUGAUAAUGUACGCAAAUUCCACAUUGGACAAAUGGAGAAGGCACCACUAGUUGUCGAGACUAUGCCAGGAAUCGUUUGUCAGAGAUUCGCCAGACCAAUUAGCAGAGUUGGUUUAUAUGUUCCAGGAGGUACAGCAAUUUUACCAUCCUCAGCACUCAUGUUGGGUGUACCAGCGCAAGUUGCAGGUUGUAAAGAAAUCGUAUUAGCAACUCCACCUAAGCCAGAUGGAAGUAUAGCACCAGAAGUUCUAUAUGUCGCGAAGAAGGUCGGUGCUUCUGCAAUUUUGAAGGCAGGUGGUGCACAAGCCGUUGCAGCGCUCGCAUAUGGUACAGAAACAGUUCCAAAGGUCGACAAAAUUUUCGGUCCUGGUAACCAAUGGGUCACAGCUGCUAAGAUGUUCGUUUCAAACGAUGCUGAUGCCCAAGUUGCAAUUGAUAUGCCAGCUGGUCCUUCAGAAGUGCUGGUCAUUGCUGAUAAAUCAGCUAAUGCCGCUUAUGUCGCUAGUGACUUGUUGUCACAAGCCGAGCACGGUGUUGAUAGUCAAGUCGUUUUAGUUACAGUAGGUCUCAAUGAGAAGGAAAUCGCAGAUAUCGAGAAGGAGGUAGAUGAACAAGCAAGAAAGUUACCACGUGUUGACAUUGCCAGAGUAUCCGUUUCUAAGAGUUUGAUUGUCUCCACCGGUGAUGUCAAGACUGCAUUCGAUUUCUCAAACGACUACGCUCCAGAGCACCUUAUUCUUCACCUCGAAAAGGCUUCAGAGAAGGUAGAAUUAGUUGAAAAUGCGGGUAGUGUAUUUGUUGGUGAAUUCUCUCCAGAAAGCUGUGGUGACUAUGCUUCCGGUACUAAUCACACACUUCCUACUAACGGAUUCGCUAGACAGUACAGUGGUGUAAACACACUCUCAUUCCAAAAGCACAUUACUUCUCAAGAACUCACUAAGGAAGGUUUGGAUAAGUUAGGACCAGUAGUUGUUACAUUAGCCGAAUGCGAGGGAUUGCGCGCUCACGCUAACGCUGUAAGAGUGAGACUUGGAUUGCAACCACCAAAGUAA